This is a messenger RNA of Colletotrichum higginsianum IMI 349063, 573 nucleotides long. RefSeq lists its product as uncharacterized. The coding region runs from base 1 to 573 and encodes 190 amino acids. Lineage: Eukaryota; Fungi; Ascomycota; Sordariomycetes; Glomerellales; Glomerellaceae. The record is from RefSeq and is a predicted model, not a curated record. The transcript is spliced from 3 exons.
AUGAACAGACAGGACGAGUUUGGGGAACGGGGCUUGACGGGCAAGAUCAUGUUUGUGCACAGAGACAACCCUUCCUGCCGGUCCGGUCCCGUCCUCAAUGCCAUCAUCUAUGUCCAUCCGCUGGUCAUCAUGUCUUGGGUCCUGUCGCCCGACGGCCUCAUCGAGGUCUUCAUGAUCGCGAGGCCGCCGGCCAGGGGCUCCUUCAUUGACGCCAAGUCGGUCUGCAUCCUGAAGGAGGCGCCUGUGUUCGUCGACAUAUACGACUCUGGCACGCCGCCGGCCCUGCAGGAGGCGAAAGCAAGGGCCAUGGAGACAUCUUGUGCGGACGGGGAGGAAGCUGGGACGUCCUCAAGCAACACGACAUUUAACAAGAAGGAUUUAUUUUUUGCUAAAACGGUUCUAAAAACAUUUGUUGUUACUGUGUUCCUUCUUAAUGCCUCGGGUGCCGCCUCAUCCCCCGAGAACAAGCACGGAGAACUAAGCGGACAAUGGGAUUUUUUCGUAUUUCACCAACUCAUCUUGAACCAAGCUGGUCGUCUUAGACUGCUUUUGAUACUUCUUCCUGUGCGAUAA